CCGUCUGCCUUGCAGAAACGAAUGCUUUGCCCGCUCAAAUUUGUGACAUGUCAAACGGGUAUUAGUAGUCCUUAAUAGGCCUACGUAUCACGCACAUUCACCCGCUCAAAUUCGAAGUUGCUCCCGCGUAUACUCACACAGAGAUGGCUCUUGAUGCACACCUAGAUUUAAUCAAAACUAUGAUGUCAAAUGGCAAAACUUACAAUGAAAUUUCCAAUACGUUGGUUUCAAUGGGUUUGGAGAAAGGCGCGUCGGUCCCGAGUAUAAAGAAAUUCUGCGCAAGUCGGAACCUAAAAAAAAAUAGACUGGUGUCAAAGUGUCAGUUGGAGGGCGCAGUUGUGGAUGCAAUUCAAGAGGUAAACGGCCUUCAUAUGAUAAUAAGUUUGAACAUUGCUCACUGCCAGGUAGAGCAGCGGCGCUGCCUGUAGUAGGCCUACAUAAACAGCAAUUGAUAGCAUCAUAUUUAAUUUAAUGGUUGUAAACUGCCUAUUCACAAACGGGAUAGCCUGAUUUGAAGACUGACAUUUUUGUCAUGCAUUACUCUUCAGAUCAUGAUGGCAACACAAAUAACUGCAUAUUGGUGCUGGGUGGCCAGCUCUUGGCCACAGUGGCACUACACAAUGAACGGAUUUGUCACCCGUGUUCUGCUGAAAAAAGCACCUGUACGCAUGCCGAGAAAAACUUGCUCCGCUAGAAGCCCAGUAACAUGUUAGGGCUGGACAAUUAAUCGAAUUUUAAUCAUGAUUACAAUCAUGCCUUCUAACAAUUAUAAAAACACUGUAAUCGAAGAAAAAUCAUUAAUGUCACAUGUAUAACAGGAACACAUAUAGACUGGCUAUUCAUUUUUUUAUUACCAUUAUUAUUUUAAUAUAUUAUUUUACUCCUUUACUUAUUUCAAAUUUAUUUGCAGUUGUUUCUUUAAAAAGUUAUAUUUGAGGUUGAGCUUUGGUGGUUCAAUAAACACUUAUUAAAAUCAAUAAAUAAUCGUGUACAUUAAUCGUGAUUUCAAUAUCAAUCAGAAGAAUUGUGAUUAUUAUUUUUUCCAUAAUCGUCCAGUCUACUACUGGUCUAACCACAGCCAAUGUAUCUUUAUGAUACUAUAACAUUUUAUGUGUCCAAACCUCAGCUUGUGUGUGUGUUUGUGUUUAAUACCUUUUAUUCUUUUUUAGACAGGGCCGACUUAUGGUCGGAGGUUGAUGAAGGGAUACCUCCAUAGCAAAGGCAUCCAUGCCUCAGAAAUGAGAGUUGCAGCUGCACUGAAGGCUGUUCAGCCUCCUUACCACGAGACUCGUUGCCAAGGCUUGAGGAAUCUCAAUCCCAUGCCGUAUCAAGCGGCAUAUUUUGGUCAAAAGCUUCACAUGGACCAAAAUGAAAAGAUGGCCAUGUAUGGGGUGACAUAUGUGGUGGCCAUAGAUGGCUAUAGCAGCAAGAUUGUGGCCUACUCCAUCAUGCCUGUAAAAAACAAUCUUGUUAUAUAUGAUGAAGUGUACAGGAAUGCUGUUGUGACCUAUGGCCUUUGGGAUCAGCUGAGGGUGGAUCACGGAGGAGAAUUCUAUCUCUCACUCUAUAUCCAGGAAAAACUGUCAGGGUACAGGUUUCGGCAAGACAGGGAACCAUGCCAGCAGACAGCAUCAACAAGGAACCACAGGAUCGAACGUGUGUGGCCAGAGGUGAACAACAGGGUCACCUAUCCACUGAAGGCAGCCCUGGUUCACCUGGUGGACCAAGAGCUUAUUGAUAUGGACGACAGCACAGUCCGAUACUGUGUGUCAAACCUGACCUGUCAGGUAGCCAGGAUCGGAAUCCAACGCUUUAUUGAUGCUUGGAAUUCUCACACAGUUUCAGGAAGAGGGAUUCCAAAUGUCCUGGCUGAAGGUGGAUGUCAGGUGAAGCUGUCAGAACAACAUCUGCCAGGUUCAGCAGAGGCUGCUGAUCUCUACCUGCAGGAGAGGGGGGCAAACCUGACCAGAGAGUCAAUAUUUGGCACCAAUCCCUUUCAGUCUCUGGAAGACCAGCAAAAUGCAGAACAGCAGUUCAACAUUGCAUACCCAGACUUGGGGAGUCUGUUUAACAGUGCCGUGAACCAACAGCAUCGCCCCUUCCAGGAAGCUGUAAUGGAGCUGAUCUCUGUUUUGCGGAGACAACAAGUCUAGAGGGAAAUAUGUGUUUAAUUUUCUUUUGUCCAUAUUUGGUCAUUGUUUGCGUUAAUGGUUAUAUAUGGUUCUUGUUGUUACUUGUUUAAGUUAGUUAAAUAGUUCUGUUGAGAUGUGUUAUGUGGUCGGAAUAAAUGACAUUGUGUUUGCACUCUU
Molecule: messenger RNA, 2309 nt
Organism: Melanotaenia boesemani (Boeseman's rainbowfish)
Lineage: Eukaryota; Metazoa; Chordata; Actinopteri; Atheriniformes; Melanotaeniidae
Exons: 5
Coding region: 1197-2153 (318 amino acids)
Molecular function (GO): nucleic acid binding
Source: RefSeq, a predicted model, not a curated record